This is a messenger RNA of Neltuma alba, 447 nucleotides long. Its product is annotated as protein terminal ear1-like. Bases 1 to 447 code for a protein of 148 amino acids. The transcript has 3 exons. The record is from RefSeq and is a predicted model, not a curated record. NCBI's taxonomy places the organism in Eukaryota, Viridiplantae, Streptophyta, Magnoliopsida, Fabales, Fabaceae.
AUGGGGAUUGUUAGGUUUAAAGACCUGAUUUCGAUAUUGGACGAGCACUGCUUCCAGCAGAAUCAAAGUUCUCAGCGGGCAUCUUCUCUUUCCAUGUAUGAUUUCGUCUAUCUGCCAAUGGAUUACAAGAAAUUUGCAUAUGAGAAUAAGCAAUCGAAUCUGGGCUACGCCUUUGUGAAUUUCACCACAGCAAGAGCUGCGUUUCUUUUUUUCAAACGAUUCAAUGAACGUAAAUGGCCUGGUCACGAGAACUGGAAGUUCUGUGAGGUUGCGAAAGCCCAGAUUCAGGGAAAAGAGGCAUUGAUGAUGAAAUUUAAGGAGAAAGUGUUCAGAUGUGUGCACCCAAGUUUCCGGCCCGUAGAAUACAGACCUGCCCGUGAUGGUGCAAAUCAUGAAGGAAUCAAGGGAAUCAGCGUGGGCAAGUUCGAAAGAGGGGGAGAUGCCUGA